Molecule: messenger RNA, 453 nt
Organism: Aspergillus clavatus NRRL 1
Lineage: Eukaryota; Fungi; Ascomycota; Eurotiomycetes; Eurotiales; Aspergillaceae
Gene: cyp3
Product: putative peptidyl-prolyl cis-trans isomerase
Exons: 3
Coding region: 1-453 (150 amino acids)
Biological process (GO): protein folding; protein peptidyl-prolyl isomerization
Cellular component (GO): intracellular membrane-bounded organelle
Molecular function (GO): peptidyl-prolyl cis-trans isomerase activity
Source: RefSeq, a predicted model, not a curated record
AUGGAAUUGUUUGCAGAUGUCACCCCGAAGACAGCAGAAAACUUCCGCAAGUUCUGUACAGGGGAAAGCAAAACUGCUCAAGGGAGACCGCAAGGUUAUAAGAACAGCAAGUUUCAUCGAGUGAUCAAGGAUUUUAUGAUACAGGGUGGCGAUUUUGUCAAUGGUGACGGCUCGGGUACCUGUUCAACCUUCGGCACAUCUACAUUUCCAGAUGAAAAUUUCGUUCUGCAACAUGACCGUCCAGGUCUUCUAAGCAUGGCGAACUCUGGACCGAAUACAAAUGGUUGUCAGUUCUUUAUAACAACCGCGACAACUCCGUUUUUGAAUGGAAAACAUGUUGUGUUUGGCCAAGUACUAUCUGGGAUGGACAUUGUGAGAAUGAUAGAAAACACGCGAACGACCAGAGACAAGCCAAGCCAGGAUGUGACUAUCGCACAAUGUGGGGAGAUGUAA